AUGACAAGUGAAAUAGUGACUAGCGCUUCGGAAGAGGCUGCUCCAAUCGUUGAAGUUCAGGCUGAAGUCGAAGCCAAAAAGGAACCUGUGUUGACACCUGCUCCUAUUCCAACGAAAUCGCCUUGGAAGUCUGUUUCUGCCGAUAUCCCAGUUUCUAACAUCCAAGUGGACUCGUUGGAAGCUGGCAAAAAGAAGAAGAACAAGGCUGGUACUCCCGCCAUCAGCUCAUCGACUAAGUGGGUACCCAUGAAGGCUUCUUUUGUUGUUUCUGGUCCAAAAAGGGCCGGUAACAACCCGCGAAAGACCUCUAACAAAGGUGCCGCUACCGGUGGGGCAAAGAAGAAGAAGCAGCAACAGCAACAAUCAACGAAGAGGCAGCCAUCGAAGACCAGAAGCCCUAAGGAUGAUAGUGGUAAGGAGAAAAUCGAGGUUCAGCAAGAGAGUGAAGAAAAACCUUCCCAGGAUGAGGCAGCAGCAUCAGAUCAGCAGAAUGGGCAUUCGUUCUAUCAAAGAAGAAGACAUAACCAUAACAAUCAAUUUCAGCAUUCCGCUCAUCAACAAACUAAUUUUCCAAGAAGAAGAUAUUACAACAAUUUUAACAACAAUGAUCCGUUCAGACAACAGCGUUAUGCUCAGCAUUCCAAGGACGGCUUCAAUCCUUACCAUGGCCGCAUACCGCGCUCUUUUGGGCAACAGGGCCAUCUGAUAAACAACCAAGUUCACCCAAACAUUGCUCCGAUCUACCAGCAGUACUACUCAAUGCAGCCAAUCCUGAUGGCCGUCAACAGCAUUGCAAGACAGAUUGAAUACUACUUUAGCGCAGAAAACUUGAAUAAGGACAACUACUUGAGAUCUAAGCUGUCCAAUGAAGGUUACGCUUCAGUUUCUUUGAUCUCGAAGUUCUACAGAGUGGUCAAUAUGUCAUUUGGAGGUGAUUCCAGUUUGAUUCUUGCUGCUUUGAGAGAGAUUGUCAAGAACGAAGAUGCAACUGUUGAAGUAGCUACUGGAUCGAUUGAAAACUCCGAAGGUGAAAACGCAGCAGAGAGUGAAGGUGCCAUUUUGACAAAGUAUUUCGUUCGUGCCAAAGAAUGGCAGAGUCUAUUGCCUGAGACGUUCACCACCGUUGUCGAGAUUGAAAAGACUUUGGAAGGUGACGCUCUAGAUGGAUUCAUGAUUAACCCAAUCCCGGUCCCAUCGAAUGGAAGCUACGAACCUCAAGUGGCUGUUUCGGAAGAAGGCCUGGCUGAGAAAUCUGAAGAGGAAAAGAGCUCACUGAGUACUUUGGAAGAUGCUAAGGUAGAAACUCAAUGA
Molecule: messenger RNA, 1311 nt
Organism: Torulaspora delbrueckii
Lineage: Eukaryota; Fungi; Ascomycota; Saccharomycetes; Saccharomycetales; Saccharomycetaceae
Gene: SRO9
Product: Sro9p
Exons: 1
Coding region: 1-1311 (436 amino acids)
Biological process (GO): positive regulation of translation
Cellular component (GO): cytoplasmic stress granule; cytosol
Molecular function (GO): RNA binding
Source: RefSeq, a predicted model, not a curated record